AGGGCGAGACGGCGAGUUGAUAGUGCUUAUUAUUCGAUUCGACGACCCAAUCUGAUCUAGCUGGUGACCACCUACCACCAUCAUGUGCAUCAUGUUGAUGAACGACGGCCACAGCGGCAGGGCUAGCAUCCAGCCACCGCCGCAGGUCCUCGCCUCUGUUCCCUUGCUCGUCUACGAGUACGAGGAUGCUGCCGCUGUUGAUCCAGCAGACGACUCUGCUCCUACCGCCUUCAAGAUGCUCAUGUAUAGCCUGCCUGAGCGGAGCAUCGUCUACACGCACGACAAUAGGCCUCCCAUGAUGAUGGAGGGCAACUUCUGCUUCACCACGCCUCAAGGAUGGCUGGUCAUCCUUGGACAAGAGUCGGAGGCCUCUAUGUGGCAUCCGCUCACCGGGGAGACCAUCACCCUGCCACCCAUACACGACAUCCCCGUCACCUGUAAGUGCCUCCUCACCCACAGCUCCGUCGCCCACCCGGACUGCGCCGUCGUUCUCCUCGACGUCACCGACCCUCUCAUGUGGUUCUGCCGUGUCAAUGGAGAGGCUGAUCGGAGGAGGUGGGGGCAGCACGCCUACGACAUUGGUGACUACUUCUUCCCCGAGGAGUUCCGCACCCCCACUACGCCCACCAAGAACGUCAUCCAUGACGUCGCCGCGCUCGGAGGGAAGCUGUACUUUCGCUUCACGGAAUCAGAUCAGCACAAGAUGGGCGUCGUCGACUUGGACUUCCCGUCUGAUCCUGGCCAUCCUCCCACCGCAGUGUUCGAUGAGUUUGAUGUCUGUGCAGAGUUCGACCUCGUUCCCGAGGGCAUUUGCGCUGCUUGCAUCCACUUGGUAGAGUCCAUGGGCGAGCUUUUGGCUAUCUGCUACUACUACGUGGAUUUCGAUCCCACCAAUAUUAGCUCAGCUCGUAUCUUCAAGAUGGAGAAAACCUACGACGACGAGGACGAGGAACUUGUGGCCUGGCGCCCGGUGGAUGAUGUUGGGGACAGGGCUUUCCUAUUGACAGGCACCAACAUGGCAACUUGGUGCUAUGCAAGCACCAAUAAUCUUAGAGGGAACACCUUCUACUUUCUGGCCCACUUAGUAUCUGGUCACAGGGAUCUAUGCAUCUAUGAUGUCCAGAAGCAGACUAUGGAGGUUGUCCAGGUUCAUGAUUAUGAAGAUAUGGAGAUCGUGCGCACAAUGCCAUACUGGAUUAAUGUACCUCCAUGUUAGUAUUAGCCCAUUAGAUUAUAUUUUAUUUUAAUUACUAUAGCUUGCUCCUACUAUUACAUAGUACCUUUUUAUUUAGUAUACCUUGCUGCUACUACUUAGUAUAUUUGAUUCAAUAAAAAUGUAAUUUGCUCCGAUUUUUAGCACUGUUCGUGUAUGGAUGGCUGAGUUGGAUGUAUGGAUG
Molecule: messenger RNA, 1397 nt
Organism: Zea mays
Lineage: Eukaryota; Viridiplantae; Streptophyta; Magnoliopsida; Poales; Poaceae
Exons: 1
Coding region: 83-1216 (377 amino acids)
Source: RefSeq, a predicted model, not a curated record